AUUCCACACGUUUGGUCAACUUCGUGCGAGGUAUUGCCAAUAUGUAAUUAAUUUAACACAACAACCCAACCCACCCACGACAUGGCCAAAUUCUGGAUCUGGAUUUUGGAUUAUCCUGGAUCGAACUAAAAAAAGAAAAGAAAGGAUGAAAUAAAACUUGAGAGAGUGGAGAUAUCUGAUGGUGAUGAUGAAGAUGCUGUUGAUCAUGGAGGAUGAAAGCAAGAACUUGAUCAAGGUAUUCAUUUUAGUUUCUGUAUCUUUAAGUUACACUUAUUUCAUUGUAGGAAAGAAUAUCCCUAAAGGUAAGAUUAGAUUUCUGUCACUCCUUCCAGUCUUUUAUUAUUUCACAGUCCUACCUUUAACUAUAUCCUCCAUUGUUGUUAGAGGUACUCUUUCUUUUUUCAUCACCUGGCUUGCUAACUUCAAGCUCAUUCUCUUUUCCUUUGGUCAAGGUCCCUUAUCAUCAGAUCAAUCAUUUAUAUCUUUCGUUUCUGUUUGCUGUCUUCCUGUCAAUAUUAGACAAGAUUCACCUCUUAAGUCACUUCAUCAAACCAUGAAAAUAGACAAAACCAAAACCCUGACACCUAAGAAUAGUAAAAAACCAUUGUUAAGUUUGCCUGUUAUAAUUUUCCUUGGGUUACUCGUACUUCAUGUUUAUUGUAAUCACAAGCAGUCAAUAAAUCCUAGUUUCCUCUUGGUCUUGUAUUUAUACCUAUUCCUUGAGAUUCUUCUAGCCUUAGGAGCAACCUUAGCUCGAGUGAUGCUGGGUUCAGAGCUUGAGCCACAGUCAAAUGAGCCAUAUCUGUCAACUUCUUUACAAGAUUUUUGGGGCAAAAGAUGGAACCUUAUGGUUUCGAGUAUUCUACGGCCUACUGUAUACCAUCCCGUAUGUCAUAUGUCGGCGCAUAUAUUUGGGAGAAACUGGGCUUCGGUACCGGCAGUGUUGGCUACGUUUGUCGUGUCAGGCCUAAUGCAUGAGCAGAUAUUUUAUUAUAUGAACAACAUGGAACCUACAUGGGAGGUUACCUUUUACUUUGUUAUCCAUGGGAUUUGUACGGCCAAGGAGGUUGGAAUGAAGAAAGCAUUGAAUGGGAAAUGGCAGUUACAUCGUUUAGUUAGCGGACCAUUGACACUUGGGUUUGUUGUGGUCACUACUAUGUGGUACUUUCUACCACCGGCAUUAAGGAGUGGUAGUGAUUUAGGAAUUAAGGAAUUUGGUUCAGCUCUGGAGUUCUUCGAAGAAAAGCUCAUUUCCAAUGUCCUUACCAGUACAAGCUGAGAAAGAAGGCGAGAGGAGCUGUUAACUUGACUGCUAUGAAGCACUAUAAUUCCAUAUCCUGCUUGUAGCUGCUGUUUACUGCUUUGAUAACAGGCUACUUCUCAGGCCAAUGACGUUCAAUCGCAUUGUUAUCCUCUAAUAGUUCAAAGGCUUUAUGAACUUGGUCCUCCUUCUACCUAUAAAAGGAACACAAUACCCAUCGGUAUUGGGUUCAGAGAAUUGAUUAUUCAUAACGUAAGAGGUGAAGAAGGAGAAACCAUGACCUCCACAAGGUAUUACCGCUGCUACUGAGAUCAUCGGGGAUGUACUACGGAUUAACGCUAACAGGUAUUCCGUAUAAACUAUUCUUGUAUAUAAUUAUCGUGUGAUUAUCAUGAAGUUCAACGAUCCUAAAUUAAGUAUCUAUAAAAUUAGAUCUUAUAGUUGGCAUCUAGAGCUUGUGUUUAGAACUCAUGAUCGUCCGUUAAUCAUAUGCAAUAAUAAAAUAAAAUUGGGUUUGAUAUAUUUGGUUUUCCCCUUCUGUGAAGAUAAUCGUUCUUAUGGAAUUGCAUUACUUUUCACAUCUAAUUAUCUUGACCCAUAUCAUGCUCACACUUCAUGUUCAUGUUUGAUUUUUUAUUAUCUCAUCAAAAUCAAAUCAGUUGAAAAUUAUGGUAUACUGUAAAAUUUAAGAUCAUGUGGCCAUUAUCACUUAUG
Messenger RNA from Papaver somniferum (opium poppy), 1975 nucleotides. RefSeq names its product probable long-chain-alcohol O-fatty-acyltransferase 5. Gene Ontology annotation, biological process: lipid metabolic process. The record is from RefSeq and is a predicted model, not a curated record. Lineage: Eukaryota; Viridiplantae; Streptophyta; Magnoliopsida; Ranunculales; Papaveraceae. The coding region runs from base 179 to 1279 and encodes 366 amino acids. The transcript has 2 exons.